Molecule: messenger RNA, 1035 nt
Organism: Naegleria gruberi
Lineage: Eukaryota; Heterolobosea; Eutetramitea; Acrasida; Naegleriidae
Exons: 1
Coding region: 1-1035 (344 amino acids)
Source: RefSeq, a predicted model, not a curated record
AUGUCACCACCAUCAGCAUCAUCAUCAUCAUCAAGUGAACAACAAGAAGCAUCAGUUCUUGGGAAGAGAAGUAAUGAUCAAGUUGAAAAUUCCAAAGAAGAAGACUCUUCGGAAAGUCAAUCAAAGAAGGCCACUUCAUCCUCCAACAUGGAACAAAGUUUAAAGAAUCACAUUGAUAGUCUAGUAAAGAGUUGGUAUUUUACUCCAAUGCCACCGAUUAGACCUGGAGUUGGUGAAUAUACAACCUAUGAAUGUUUUUCCUAUGAUGAAUUACCUAAAAUUGAGGAUAUUUACAAGAGUGAAGAAGGUGAUGAAUGUCAAUUUAAACAACCAUCAUUUGAUGGUACUUGGGAAUGGAAAUUAAAAUCAAUGAAGGAACAAAUUGAAGAAUUUAAACAAUUAAGAGGCAAUGAAAAGAGAAAGAACAAUAAGAGAGAAAAGUUUGGCUUGACACAAAUUGAUCCGACCUAUACUCAAUCCGAUGUUGAUUUGCUCCCACCAGUUCUUAAGGUACUAUUCAAUGAUGUUUACUUCCACUUUUUGACAUCAGAUAUUGAAUCUCCAACUGCUUGUUACUUUAGUUUGAUGAAACCAAUUCCACUCUCAUCCUACUCUCCAAAACAUGAAUUCUGUCUCGUUCCAUUCUUCAAUGAUCAACAAUCUUGUUUGACAUGGUUUGCACUCUUUGAUAGAAAGGCCUCUAAGGAAGAAUUCAACAAUAUGCCAGGAUGUUUUGAAAAUCCAAUUGUUGUCACUGGAAUAAGCAUUGCUGAUUUGGAAGAUGAUGAUUCACAAGUAGUUAAAUUGGAUGAUUUACAAUUCCAAGCUCCAUCCAUUGAGGAAUUUGUUUGGAGAACUGCUGUGGAAAGUAAUUUGUGGAUGUGUGUUCAUCCACAAUGUGGAAAGAUGAAACCAAUCGAUAUCAAAUACAAGCCAGGUCAACGAUAUGCUCUCCACUAUGAAAACUUGCAAAAAGCCAAACAAUCAACCACCCAAAAACAAGACGAAAAGAAAGAAGAAGAAACCAAACAAUAA